Patiria miniata (bat star) is the source of this 2142-nucleotide messenger RNA. Its product is annotated as cyclic AMP-responsive element-binding protein 3-like protein 2. Bases 151 to 1827 code for a protein of 558 amino acids. Gene Ontology annotation, biological process: regulation of transcription by RNA polymerase II. The transcript is spliced from 9 exons. The record is from RefSeq and is a predicted model, not a curated record. Lineage: Eukaryota; Metazoa; Echinodermata; Asteroidea; Valvatida; Asterinidae. Gene Ontology annotation, molecular function: DNA-binding transcription factor activity, RNA polymerase II-specific; cAMP response element binding.
UACGUGUGCGCGUGAAUUUACCAUCAUUGCAAAUUUUGCAAGGACAGAAAGUGGACGCACGAUAGAUAAACAUCGGAAGGGUCGCCAAACCCUGCCAGAUUUACCCCGAUUUCGGACCGGACCGGCCAACGACCGCGGCAAAGCAUCGCAAUGGACGAUCUUCUGAGUGGAAACAGUCUCUACGAGGGAGAAGAGAAUGAUUUCAAGUACAUUUUGGACUCGGAUGUGUUUCACAAUGUGCCUCUGUCUGAGCAGCUUGAAGACGUCCAUAACGACAAUUGGUUCCACACCCUGUUUGAUGACCCCAUGUUAUGUGACAAGGAUUUUGGGGCCCCCUCACCGACCCCUCACAUCCAGGCAGAGCACAGCUACAGUCUCAGCUCACUCAGUGAGCCGGGAUCUCCUGUUUCUAGCGGCUUUACUGAAGAUGAAUUGGACUCCUUUGAUCUCCCACUCAUGGACUCUGAGACUGACCUCCCUGUUAUCAUCAAAACAGAACCAGUAGACAACCUCACAGACGCCCAAUACAUCCUGAAGGAGCCUGUCCCUAAAGUGGUCUUCCCAACAACCAUGACUGAAGGUAGUUACCCUGGUGGAGUUAAGCCAACUCAGACCAUCAAACCAAAACAGGGUGGGAUCAAGAUCAAACUGGAACCAAUGAUGCUGGAUAUGAGCACAAACAAUGGACUUGAUGGCUUUUGCCUACCACCUACCCCACCAAGCAGCACAACGAGUGACAGUGAGGGUGGUAACAGCCCCGCCCGACAAUCCUCAGAACCUGGAAGCCCACGACCAAUGCCGACAUUCGUCAAGAAACACGACCUUCACUCUCGCAUGAUCAGCACGCAGCCAAUCUUCACCAACACACAGAGACUGCCCCAGUCUGGUCCCCUCAUUCUAACUGAAGAGGAAAAGAGAACAUUGACAAUGGAAGGCUACCCAAUCCCAACCAAGCUCCCUCUGACCAAAGCAGAAGAGAAAUCACUCAAGAAAAUCAGGAGGAAAAUCAAAAACAAAAUUUCAGCACAGGAGAGCAGACGGAAGAAGAAAGAAUAUGUGGAAGCUCUUGAAAGAAAGAUGGAAACAUACACACAAGAAAACUCGGACCUCAAACGGAAACUGCAGUCCAUGGAAUCAACCAACAGAACUCUGGCAGCACAGCUACAGAAGCUACAGAGUAUUGUCAACAAAGUGACCAAACCACUCAAAGCCAACUCAACUCAAUCCGGCACUUGCUUAAUGGUGCUUGUCUUAUGUUUUGCCGUCUUCCUUGGUGGCUGGUCCCCACAAUCUCUCUUUGGCAACUCCAACCUGCCCAAAAUGCCCACACCCCCUGGCCCACAAUACGGACCUCUCCCAAGCAGUUACUAUGCCAGCAUGCAUUACCAUGACAACCAGAAGAAAGAAGCUAAGAUUGCUGGUCAAUCUGGCGCCCCCUAUGGACCGGAGUAUCAUUCAGCUUACUAUGGCCCUUACGUCUCUGCAAGUGUGCGGUCCUCCAGAAUGCUCUAUUCCUACGAUGAAAAUGAACCCGACCAGAAGCCAACCAAGGAUUACCCGUACAUGGAACGGAUGAACCCCCUCGACCACGGCCAAAAUAUCCUGAGUAAUAACAAGCCAUCAGUGCCGUCUCUCCAACAUCACGGCAUAGAUACCAACAACAUGGCCGCCGCAGGAGCGUUCCUCAGCAACCAAGGGUCACAGGUCAACAUGGCUGAGGCUCAUGGAUUUGGCAGUCUGCAGGCUGUGAUGCAUCCCGAUAUUGAGGCUCAGUUGGUUGCCAUGGAGUCCGUGACAAGACUGACCAAUAAUUCCAAGAAUAAGUAACAGCAUCUCCCCUUGAUUAGUAAAAAUUGGAUUAGGACCAGCCUGUUUUCACAAAAUUGUGGAAACUAUUGUGGACGGUUUAGUUGCGCGGCUUAAAACAAAAUCCCUUUUGUAAGAUUGGUGCCAAUAUAAGUAUUAAUGAAAGUAAAGCAACCUGUAAAAAUGUUGAACAUGUGAAAUGCUAUUUAUCCUGCCUUAAGUUAAAAAGAAUGCAGCUUAUUGAAAUUUAAAUGACCCUAAUUUCCCUGUAGAGAACAUAAUUAAUAUAUUUUUCCUCUUUAAAGUCCUUUGUUGUGACAGUGAAAGAAAAUGCAA